GAGGAGGAAGAGGAGCGGAGGACAGGUGAGACAAAGGCUGACUUUGGUGAACUGGAGGAGAGAAUGCGGUGGUUGGUGGAGGACAAAGAGAGAGAAAUUCAAGAUCUGAGUUUGGAAAACCAGAGAAACCUUGUGACAUUAAACCAAAACAGAGAGGAAAGAGAGAAGCUGAUGCUACAGUUGGAGCUGAGAGAGCGAGAGACAGAAGAACUGAAGGAGAGAAUGGAGGAGCAGCAGGUGAAGCUGCUGGACCUGGAACGUACUGGUGUAGAAAAGGAACAAAUGAGAAAGCAGAUGGAGGAGGCUGUUAGAGGAGAAGCUGGGAGGUGGAAGAAGGAAGUAGAAAAACUGAGAGAGACUGUGGAAGUUUUAACAGCAGAGAUGAAUGAGACUAGUAGACGCUGUGAUGCCGCUCUGAGCAGAAAAGAACAGGAACACGUCGGAGAGUUGAGAAGACUCCAGGAAGAAGUUCAGUUGGAAACAACAGAAGGCCUAAAACUGCAGCACCAGGAGGAGAUGGUCAGAAAAAUCAGUGAGCUGGAGAAACUGAUGGAGAAAACACAGGUUCAACAGCAGAGGGAAACUGUGCAGAAACUGAAGGAAAAGGAAAAAGAACUGGACAGAGUCAAGAAGAAGCAUGAAAAUGAAACA
Molecule: messenger RNA, 651 nt
Organism: Cynoglossus semilaevis (tongue sole)
Lineage: Eukaryota; Metazoa; Chordata; Actinopteri; Pleuronectiformes; Cynoglossidae
Product: GRB10-interacting GYF protein 2
Exons: 1
Source: RefSeq, a predicted model, not a curated record